Molecule: messenger RNA, 6692 nt
Organism: Erpetoichthys calabaricus (reedfish)
Lineage: Eukaryota; Metazoa; Chordata; Cladistia; Polypteriformes; Polypteridae
Exons: 9
Coding region: 1250-5587 (1445 amino acids)
Source: RefSeq, a predicted model, not a curated record
CCUAAGAGCUGGGCCUGGACUCACCAAACAGGUGACUCUGUCACAUCCACCAUAGCCGAGCCAUACACUGGGGACUGCGAGGGACGUCACCAAAGAAGAUGUUUAAAUGACAGCUGCAGCCAAAUGACAAAAAGCAGGCCAGAAGCAGUAAGACUGCUAAACUUUACUUAGACAACAGCAAAGAAUGCACAAAAGCCUUAAAGGCAUAUACGAUUUGUCAUAAGAAGAAAAGAAUGCAGAAGUAGUUUAAAAGCCUUUAAAAGUUCAUCACAGUCUGUUUGCACACAAAUGUGUAGCGGAGGCCGAUAGCAGUAGGUUUCUAUUACAGUAUCUGUAGUUCCAAAUGUUUCUUUUUUAUUUCUUCGUUGCACCCACCCUAAGGCAACUCCAAAGUGUGCCGUUAUAAGUGAGGGAGCCCCGUGCAGGUUUAACUCUCGCCUUGGCCUUCAUUGUUGACCCGGGUGAACCUGUGCUGAAAAAUGGAGAUAGAUAAAGAUGCGUUGGACUGUACCGAGUUUCAUUCAAAAACAUUUUGCUCCUCUGUGCACUCCUCUCAUUUGUCUUCGCUGUUUUAGCCCGUUUCUCUAUUACUGAGAUUAGCUUUCCAUUCAUUUUAAAAUGGUAGAAAUUAAAGACGAGUGACAAGGAUCAGUGCUCGAUUUACCAAACUCUCCGAGCACGCCUGCUUUGGCACUAAUUUGUCCAAAACGCUCCCAAUUUCUGACGAGCCGAACAUCUUCACCCGCAGCCUCCCCGUCACGGCGUCUCCAAACUGGCGGCCAGCGGUGGGCGGGAGGCACGCGACACCUGGGCGCGCGCGCUCUCUCUCUCUCUGCCCCGCCCACUCUACGCUAGCUCGCCACUUCCGCUCGGCUGGGCAGACCGCGAAGGGAGCUUCACGAGAAAAAGCAGCGAAAGCCACCGGUAGGGAGGACGGCAGGUGAGGCUCGGUCGACCGUCCGUAGUGAUGUGCCGUCUGGAGGCAUCCGAACAGCUACCGCGUCCGCCCAGAUGGCCCCGGCCAAAGCAAGGAUCGUCACGUUGAUGUGAUCGCCGUGCUGGGGUUCUGCUUUUUUUGAGAAGCAGUAAACGACACGGCAGACGGUAAGAGACGCAGCUGGAGCCCCCUGCUAGAGCGCAAAGAGACGUGCGGUCGGACGACGGCCUUGUUUGGAACCGCAUUUCGACUGGAGGAGUCCACUCGUAGAGGGUGCCAUAGAAAGAACCUGCUCCUGUGUCCCUACCAGAUAUGGACCUGCUUGGACUAGACAGUAAAAUUGAGGGAAUAUUGGAAAUCUGGAAGGUCAAAGAUGAGGAGGGCACACAGAAGAACUCGGGAAUGGAAGAGCCUUGGUGUCUGCCAGCUGAAUGGAAAGUGAACAGUCUUCAUGGAAAUGAAGGCAAAGCCCAGCCAGAAGAAGCAGACGAAUUGAUCUCUUAUUCAUCGCAUGAAGAAUCGGAUCUCUCUCCGUCCUCCAAAAGUGAAGACAGAAGGAAUGAUGAAAAUGUAUUGACGUCUUCAAGAGCACAAGCAGAAGUGGCAGAGAGGAAGCAAGAAAGAUGCAGAGGACGACACUGGGAGAGUGAGAGCAAUGGCUUGCAGAGUCUGGCAGCCCUAAAGGGAAUGAUUGAGCGAAAGAGAGAGGAAGAGCAACACAUCCGAGAGGGGAGACAACGAGAGCGAAGGGAAAGCCUGCAGAGGGCUUGGACGCGAGAAGCAAUGAGAAACUGCUCUCUCGAAGGAUCCAAUUUUCUGUGUGGUCCUGGAAAGGAAAUGCAUUCAUUACAGACAUCUUCCGAGAACUGGAUCAGGGGAUAUCCUGCAGAGUGCAUCGAUGUCAGAGGUGCCGAGGAGAGCUCUUUGCAGAGCUUGGCAGCUCUGGACUGCAUGAUUAAACAGAAGGAGGAAGAGGAACAGCAAAUACGAGAUGAGAAGAGACAGCAGCGUUUGGAUGCCCAGCCUGAUGUACGGAUAUCUGAGAGCAGUCCACAUGUAGAGCACCGUCUGGCAGCCAGAGCACUCCAUGAUAAUGGAACUGCCAGGAUCCACUCAGACAGUGUAGAAGGACCUCAAUCAACGUCUCAGGACUCAGAAUGUUGCACUAAGUACUUAAAACCUCAGUUCGGUGAGGCUAAUGUGGACGUGUUACCUCCUGGUUCUCUCAGUUUGUUGAAACUUGAGGAAAUGUUAAUUCAGCAAGAGGCAGAAUUCAGCUUUUAUGGUAUCUAUGGCAAGGCUGGCUUCAGAAAAUCCAUGGAGGUCUCUCGGAGGUCAGAUGACUUCACUGUGGUUUUACAAAAUGCAGCAAAAGAUGUAAAUUCUACAAAUUUCAUUGGACGUUGCACUGAUAACGACUCUUAUGAGAACACUUGCACUCUUCUGAGUGAUCGGCUCCGAAGCACUAGAACCACUGGAAAUGUCUGUGAACACCCUGAAGAUCUGAUGGCUAGUAAGGUAAACGCUGAGGUUUCUCUGCUCAGUCACAGCUCAGCUCAGUCAAGUUCAGCAAAUGAGGAGACCAGUGGUGACAGUGAUGUGAGGCUCUCCUCACCUUCUGGAGAUGACAGAGGUAAUGGUUUGUCUAGUCAAAUUGUUAUCUCCUCACCAAAGUGUAGUAUAGAGGAUACAUGUAAGGGAAGUCUACAGGAAAACUCUGUGGGGCAAAAAAGAAAUGUCCAUAACGUCCUUUAUGAGAAUAACCUCUUAGGAGGCGCUCUGAAAACUAAAGAUUCCAGUCAAAGGCUGAGCGAGUCCAGUUCUCCUACCAGCAAUGCUUCAUUUGACAGUGACAUCAUUUUUGUCAAAAGUCAAAAACCUCCAACAACACCAUGCAAUGAUGAUGUCCUGUUUGGCAAUGAGGCAAGCCGUGGGAAGAAAGAGAAGAAUGUUACCGAGUCUGGUGACUUUAUUAUAACUGAUAAGCACCGUACACCACCGAGAUCUAACUCUGUGGAGCAAGAUGAUGACGUCAUCUGCAUUACUCAUCCAACUGACGGGACAGCAUCACAGAAGGAGGCUCCGUCCUGUAUGUUGAGCUUCGAGGAGGUCAUCAUUGUAUCCUCACAAGAGAAGUCUAAAGUGCAUGGCCGCUCCAAUCCAUCAGAUGCAAGGGAUGAUGGGAACAAGAGCAGAGAUAAAAACAUAACCAUCCCUUGUGUGUCUCCAGAAGAUCAUCAUAAUUCACAGAGACGACCUGAAAAAUCUGUGGAGGAUUGCAAAGAGAGUGACUCGCAGCAAAGACCUGAUGGCAUUUGUGACUUGGAUGUGACCAGAAGAGAAGAACAAGGUAACACUGCUCUUCCAGAAGCUUCUUCAUCUCUUGUUUGUUGUGUAAAUGAAAGCUCUACAAAGGACUAUUCAGUUCUCAAAAAACAUUCUGUGCAGAAUGCGGAAGAGUGCCAGGAGAAGAUGGAAGCAAAUAUGAGACCCUGUGAUGCCCUGCUGAUUACAACCAUUAAUGAGCGACAUAAUGCCGCAAGUUGUGAAAAAAAGGAUUUGUCUCAUAAGGUGAGCUUGGCGUAUGGCCAACCUGUCGAAGGACCGUUAGGUGUUGAGAAAUCCAUGUGCCAAAAGAAGGCUGGGGUUUGGGUGAACAUCAAUGCCUUAUCUCAAGGAGACCAUGCGGAGGCUCAGCCAGAUGUGAGCAGCCAGGUGGAAGAGGCCAUUAAGGUGAAGGUCUGCCACACUUUGACUCCUGAAGUUAUGAGCCAAAAUGAUCUGAAGAGUAAACGUGUAAGUGCCGACUGUGUUUCACAGGAGUUCAGUACUGUAGAUGUGCAGCGUGCCAGCUCCUCUGAUGACAAACCUCCCGCCUUUAUGUUGGACAGUGCAGGGCCUCAAGAAAGCAGUAGCGGGUCUACUGGAGACUGUAAGGAUGCAGUCAGUGGCCAAAAUAAGAAUACCAGGCUUCAGAAGGGAGUCCAGGCCUAUGGUAUGGCAUUGAGAAGCGACUUACAAAGCAAACGCCAGCAGCUUCAGGGGAACUCUGCAAGGUUAGAAAGGACAGUAGAUCUCCCUUUCCCUGUCCUGAAAUCCGUCACUAGCGCCCCACCAGCGAACAGACCAACUUCGGCCUGUGCCCCUGAAAACUGCAUCCUGUCUCUGAAGAAGUAUGUCAACAAUUUCGGCCUGCAAGCUCAUAGGACUGAACCGAUGGCCAUCAAUUCUUCAGCAGCCAAAGUGUGCCAAACUAGUGCCACAUCAGAGGUGGCCUGUGGCAAACUUCCAGUACUCUGGAAGCAAAACUGGGAUGGAUUUAGACAAAGCGGAUAUGACCACCAGGCCAGCUCAGGAGAAGACCCAACUGUUCCAUCAGCUGUGGAAGUUGUUACAUCUGCGCCUGCCAUCAGCAGUGAACGAACUCGAUUAUUCCGGAAACGCCUCUCAUCUGAAGACAAGAAUCAAGAAGCCAUUCCUGCUCUGGCGAAAAGAAACUGUACCAUAGACCGCAAUCUGGACGUGUGGGGCUCCAUGCCAGCGGGGACCCCAGAACUUAACAAGAGACAUGACGUGAAAGAAAAAUCAAACGUCCAACCAGAGGUGAGCCCGGACCCUAGAGAGCUAGCAGUUGGUGCCAGGAUGUGGGAGGAUGAGAGUGACCAGGUGGUCGCACUGAGUAAGAAACCCACAUUUGAUAAAAGCACAAUGUGUGCCCUCCUGGACAUUAAACCACAGGCGCUGUAUGACCUCUCUGGCCAGGCGGAUGAAAACAAGCAAGAGAGGGGAGGCAGAGUCAAAGACGUGGGACUGAGUGGUUCAGGGGCACCACAGGAAAGGUCUGAAGCUCAAGAGAACAUCAGAGGGCCAAGAACUUUCAACAGUGGGGAUGUCAAGGUGAAGAGCGGCCCACUAGUAAUUAGUGAUGAGACGGAGGGUGUCGCCUCAUCAAAGCACCUGCCGGGCAGAAUUAGGAGCUCUGGGAGGAGCACACAUGACGACUUGAAACAUUCUCAGAGGCAGCAGAUUUGUGUGAAGGGGACGGAGUCGGACAGCAAAGAGGAGCCAAAAGAGUGUGGGAUGAGCCCUUCGGCCCCACUGCUGGGUCCCAGUAGCCUACAGAAGCUUACGGAUAUGUUAACGCGACAGGGGUGGGACGUGCCAGGCUCUGUGAAUAGAGCGUCCCGCCAAGACACUUUACAGUACUCUGGUAGCAGAGUGUCGCCCCCUUGCUGGAGAGGCGGGUACGUGUGGAAUACCUCGCCUAUAAUGGCAGAGCAGCCAUCCAGUAGGACUAGAAGUCCUCAGCUGUCUAGGUGUAAAGGUGUGCAGGAGCCAUGGUUCAAGACGUCUCCGGCUACCAAAGACCUGCCCUCUCCAGGUGACUGGCAGAGCCAAUGCUCGGACACGGGGGCUGCACGGCAGGCGGUGAGGCUGCACCUCUCCUCAGGGGCAGGUCUGAGGAUCCGAAUGGCCCAGGGGCCGGAGGUGGAGGUGGUCAUGCCCGAGGGGGCAGAGCUGACGAUCGACCUGCCCCCAACUCAGACCGAUGCUAUGGUGGAUGCCAUCAAAUUGCAAGAAAACCCAAUGCCAUUGCAAAGAUCGUGGGCACGAGAUCACCGCAUGAAGCAGGAUAAGGCUGUCGAGUAGGUGGACCACUGAGACUUGCCACUCAAUCAAGGAAUAUGGAAAGCACCAGCGGCCCACAGGAAGUGGUGCAGAUGCUCCUCCACUUGUGGCAGAAGACCUGAGAGGGGGAGGGGGGGUUUGGAAGACCCUGAAAGGAACUCCAGGGCGGUGUCUGCUCUGGGCCUCCAAGUGCGAAGUGGACUGUGAUCCACACCUCAGGAGAAGUAACAGCCCACCUGUGAGAGAAGACACCACAGUGAGGAUGACCACUGACACUGGUGUUGCUAUGUGGUUGGACAUUUUUAAGCAGGCCCACCGUCCUCCUAACCCAUUUGACGGGGUCUCGGGUUCACAGCAAGGACAAGUUUCUGCCAUUCUGUGACAGUAAACCCAAACGUGUUCUCAUUCUUAGCCAUCUGACUGUCGUGGGCCCGUGUCCGCCUGUUAGACCCUUUGCCCAUUUCGGGGAGACUUUUGAUUUCAUUUUCUCCUCAUUGCAUUUGCUGCUUGACAGUUAAACUGAAAAAAAUGACCAGCAACCAAAAUCCCACCGAAGACAAAAGCAAAGUGACCAAGGUGGGGGAGCUGCAUGGUGUGGGCACAUCUGGCACAUGAAGGACAAAGGAUCCAUCAGAAAACACACCACAUAAGGACCCUUGGCAUUUAAAGUGGCCCUUUUGUUAAUUACGACUGCGUCUCACGUUUGGUUCCCACUUUAUGUACCCAAAAUGCCAAGUGCCAGCAGCGUGGACUUGAGGCAGCUGGUCACACGUGUGGUGACUUGAUGACCUGUCAAUUCACAAAUGGGUCACAUGGAAGCAGUGAGACUUAAGGAAGUACAGAAGUGUAGAGGGUGCCCCCCGGUGGUCCAGCAGCCGUACCCAGGAUACCACUCUCUGAAAGUAUAUUUUUAUACUUUAAUGUGCUCCCCGUGUUUCCUUCGGCGUGGACACUGGAGGUGCAGGGUCUCUGACUGGGGGGGGGACAAAGUGACGACAAUGGAGCACCAGAUACAGCGAGAGUCCGCCACCGAUGACACAAGACGGAGUGUUUAUGUUUACAGUUUUUAAGAAGAUCCGUUUUAUUUUUUUAUGAAACAAAAUAAAAGUCCAAACACUUGAGGUCA